CGCUGUAGGCGGGGAAGUGUACAGCGUGUCAGUUCACUCAGUGAGUGCUGGUAUUUGGUCGGUGACAGUAGCUCGUCUGUUGUAGAAUUUAAUACAGAUAUCCUGGACGUCAUGGAAAACGAGAAUUCAGAGUCUUCUAAUGUUGCCAAAAACACUGUAUUGAAGGAGGAGCCUGUAAUGAAAGGGAAAUGGGUCGAGCUCUACAAGACGACAUAUGGGGAUCAUGAAGGUAAAACCAGGACAUGGGAAACUGUAAAACGUGCAACCAGAAUAGAAGGAAACUCAGCGGAUGGUGUAGCCAUUAUACCUGUACUGCAGAGGACACUCCACUACGAAUGUAUGGUGCUCAUCAAGCAGUUUCGACCACCUAUGGGCUCUUACUGUUUGGAAUUUCCAGCAGGACUUAUUGAUAAAAAUGAAACCCCACAACAAGCUGCGUUACGGGAGCUGGAGGAAGAGACUGGGUACCAAGGAGAGGUCAUUGAGUGCUCCCCAGUGGCCUGUAUGGACCCGGGCUUGUCUAAUUGUACGACCCACGUGGUAACUGUUCAUAUCAAUGGUGAUGAUCCUGUGAACAACAAACCCAAACCCAAGCUUGAAUUUGCUGAGACCAUUUUGCUACCAAAGUUUGAGUUACGCAAACGUAUAGACGACCUACUUUCCAAGGAGAAACUUAUCGUGGAUGCCAGAGUUUAUACGUACGCCUUAGCAAUGGAACACGCUGUAGCGAAACCCUACGAACUACCCUUCCUGAAGGGCUAAAACUUUAUACAUGAUUAAUAUCCUGCUCCAUAAAGAAAAAAAUCACAUCUCAUUCGACUGUAUAAACUGCAGCAGCAAUGCCACAGAAACAGACAUUUAAAGCACUUGCACCUUUAUGUGCAAACAGUUAUAAAAAUAUGGAUCAAAAUUCAUAUCCAUAAAUAUUGGGAAUAUAAUUGUUUUUGUUUUUUAAAUAUACAAAGAUAAUUUGUUGAGUAUAAAGAUACCGAAGUAUCACAAGCACUUUUUUCCUCUGGUGGCAUUUGUGAUUAGGUUUGCCACCUCUGCCGUGUUUUCCUGGACACUGAGUUACACAUGCUGCAGGGUGUGCAGAGGGCAACAUGAAUUGCAUCCCUGGACAGCACUAUUCAUGUUCCUCCUUGCAUACCCUGCAGCAUGUAUAAAUCAUAAGUGUCCAGGAAAACAUGGCCAAGGUGCCACCCUAUUUGUGAUAUCUUCACUUGUAUAUUUUUUUAACUUUUUGGUAGUUUUGGAUUGGAACUGAAUUCCUGAGUGUUCACUGAGGGGGAACCAUAUAAAAACUAGUGACUUUAUGGGGUAUUCCAUUGAUACACACACUGGUUAAACACCUGUUAUGAAAUUAGGUGUCUUAAAUUUAAGAAGGUUCUGUUGCUUUCAUAAUUUACAGUGGGAUAUGGAUAUUACAUUAUCAGUUCUGUAUCAGAUGAGCAAUAUUGCUGACUGGAAUAUGAUUCCUAAAAUGACUCAUUACUUUUUUAGAAUAAUCUGUUCAGCAGAUGGUAAUAGAGGUUUGGGAAUGUGAUAGGAUCUAUAGGAAAAUAGCUAUACCAUGUACAGACUAAGCUCUUUUACCAUGUUUACAACUGUAGCAUCAAAUGUAUUAUAAACUAAUAAAAUAGCAUCAUUUUUUACAUUUAAAUUAAUAAAAUGUUUGUUUUAACACCAA
This is a messenger RNA of Bombina bombina (fire-bellied toad), 1690 nucleotides long. Its product is annotated as ADP-sugar pyrophosphatase. Gene Ontology annotation, biological process: ribose phosphate metabolic process; nucleoside phosphate metabolic process. NCBI's taxonomy places the organism in Eukaryota, Metazoa, Chordata, Amphibia, Anura, Bombinatoridae. Gene Ontology annotation, molecular function: ADP-ribose diphosphatase activity. The transcript has 9 exons. Gene Ontology annotation, cellular component: nucleus. The record is from RefSeq and is a predicted model, not a curated record. The coding region runs from base 112 to 762 and encodes 216 amino acids.